UUGGCCCAACCGUGAGAUCUAGUAACUUCUAGCCCAUGUUGGAGCACACGAGAGAACUCUGGAAGCCCACAGCCAGGCCCUCUCGUCGCUUGGUAUAAAUUGAGCCGUCCCCGCGUCGACGCUCCUCAUCCGAAGUCAGAACAGCCAAGAAAACACAGAUACACUAGUCGCCGAAGCAACCAUUAACCACAACCCCAAUCUCCCGCGUCACCCAAAACUCGAGGCAACAACCGAUCCACCAACAAUGUCGCUGAUUCGCCGUGGAAGCGCAUUCGACCCCUUCUCCCUCGACCUCUGGGACCCCUUCCAGGGCUUUCCCUUCGGCUCUGGAAGCAGCAGCCUCUUCCCCUCGUUCGGAGGCACCAACUCGGAGACGGCCGCCUUCGCCGGUGCCCGCAUCGACUGGAAGGAGACGCCGGAGGCGCACGUGUUCAAGGCCGACGUGCCGGGGCUGAAGAAGGAGGAGGUGAAGGUGGAGGUCGAGGACGGCAACGUGCUCCAGAUCAGCGGUGAGCGCAACAAGGAGCAGGAGGAGAAGACGGACACCUGGCACCGCGUGGAGCGCAGCAGCGGCAAGUUCCUGCGCAGGUUCCGGCUGCCGGAGAACGCCAAGACGGAGCAGAUCAGUGCGUCCAUGGAGAACGGCGUGCUCACCGUCACCGUGCCCAAGGAGGAGGCCAAGAAGGCCGACGUCAAGUCUAUCCAGAUUUCCGGCUAGAGCCUGGAGCUAACGAUGUCUUCGUCUUGUGUCGAAUCGAUCGUGUAGUUCUUCACAUGUCGGGUCCAAAAAAUGCUAGCGUCCGUGUAGUACUGUACUGGUAUCAUGGCUGUCUUGAGUAGCGUGUGUUGUGGCUGCUGUGUUUCGAACGAGAUUGAAGUCUCAUGCGUUGUGUAUUACCAGUGUCUCCUGUCUCGUCUGUAAUAAAACCAGAUUCAAGGAAUUUCCAAGUGAGUUGCUAGUUCUACGGC
Molecule: messenger RNA, 969 nt
Organism: Sorghum bicolor (sorghum)
Lineage: Eukaryota; Viridiplantae; Streptophyta; Magnoliopsida; Poales; Poaceae
Product: 17.9 kDa class I heat shock protein
Exons: 1
Coding region: 245-718 (157 amino acids)
Biological process (GO): response to heat; response to salt stress; response to hydrogen peroxide
Source: RefSeq, a predicted model, not a curated record